AUGCCUUACCCUGAUGUUGAUUCUAUUUCUGCUUCAAACAAUCGCCUUAUCACGAAGGAGCUAGAUUAUGACAUACCGAUUAUAAAGAAAGAGUUUGAUGUCAAGGAUAAGAAAGGAGGUGUGUUUUUUGUGUAUGUAUAUGGUGAAACGGGUAAAACCUUUCUUUGGAAGACAAUAUCUGCAACAAUUAGAUGUAAAGGUGAGAUAGUUUUAAAUGUUGCUUUAAGUGGUAUCACAUCGUUAUUAUUGCCUGGAGGUAGGACAGCACACUCUCGGUUUAUAAUUCUGUUGAAUCUUACGGAGGGUUCUGUUUGUAAGAUACCGCCUGAUAGUGAACUCAGCAAAUUAGUAAGAAAAAGCUCAUUGAUUAUUUGUGAUGAAGCACCUAUGGUCCACAUGCAUGCAUUUGAAGCUUUAGAUCGAGCUCUGAAAGAUGUAUGUAAGUUUGAUAAGUCUAGCCACUCAAAAAUUCCAUUUGGAGGGAAAGCGAUUGUUUUUGGAGGAGACUUCAGACAAAUUCUACAUGUUGUUCAAGGAGGAGAUGGAAAAGUUGGUGGUUCAAAAGAUGGGGAAACGAUUAUUGAUGUUCUGGAUGAUAUUUUUAUUAAUGAUCCACAUGAUCCUAUAGGUUCGUUAAUUGAGUUUGUAUAUCCUUCAAUUUUGGAAAACUUCAACGUUACGGGUUAUUUUCAAGAAAGAGCUAUACUUGCUCCAAAAAAUGAAGUUGUCCAACUAAUAAAUGAUCGUUUGUUAUCAUUGUUUCCCGGAGACGAAGUAGAGUAUUUAAGUUCAGAUAAUCUCUGUCAAUCUGAGUUUGUUCAUGAUCAGUUUGAUGUCAAUUUAUACUCCACAUAUGUUUUAAAUGGUCUUAAAGUAUCAGGUUUUCCAAAUCACAAGUUAAUUUUAAAGGUCGGUGUUCCAAUUAUGUUACUAAAAAACAUUGAUCAGAAAAAUGGCUUACGUAACGGCUCUAGACUACAAGUCAAAUCUCUGGGCAAACGUGUUAUUGAGACAAUUAUCAUAUCUGGAAAGUUCAAAGUAGAGAAUGAUUGA
Molecule: messenger RNA, 1053 nt
Organism: Lactuca sativa (garden lettuce)
Lineage: Eukaryota; Viridiplantae; Streptophyta; Magnoliopsida; Asterales; Asteraceae
Biological process (GO): telomere maintenance; DNA repair
Molecular function (GO): DNA helicase activity
Source: RefSeq, a predicted model, not a curated record